CUUGAACAGACCACAAUCCCUCUCCAGCUGUAAACCAGAACAGUGAGUGUGAGAGAUGUGGUCUCUUCAGCCUGAGACUCUGCCGCUCUUCCAUCUGAUCAGCCUCAUCACUGGGCUGCAGGCUGCAUCCAUGUUCUCCCUCUUUCCUUUCCUCACCGUGUGGAACGCCCCCACUGAGCUCUGCCUCUCCCGCUACGGUGUGGACCUCGACUUGGGCAUGUUCAGCAUCAUCCAGAACCAGAACCAAACCUUUAUGGGGGGAAACAUUACCAUUUUUUACGCCGAAAAGCUGGGCCUGUACCCAAGAUACUCGGACAAGGGGGUCGCUGUUAACGGAGGGGUUCCACAGAAUGGCAGCCUUGAGGAACACCUCAGCGUUACGGGUCUAAACAUCACGGCUUACAUGCCUGAACAAGAUUUCCAGGGCAUGGCUGUGGUGGACUGGGAGAGCUGGAGACCCGUGUGGGAGAGAAACUGGGCCAGUAAACAGGUGUACUGGGAAGGUUCAAGAGCGCUGGUGAAGUCCAAGCAUCCAGACUGGAAGCCUGCUCAGGUGGAAGCCGCUGCACGAAAGGAGUUCGAGCAGUUUGGGAGGAAAUUCAUGGAGGAAACCUUAAAACUGGGGCAGAAGAUGAGGCCAAAUGGUUUGUGGGGGUUUUACGGGUUUCCCAGCUGCUACAACCAAUAUAGCAACAAAACGGUAAACUACACAGGGGAGUGUCCGGCUGUGGAGCUGCAGAGGAAUGACAAGCUAUGGUGGUUGUGGAACGUCUCCUCCGCUCUGUACCCCGACAUCUACCUCAGCUUGGAGCUCCGCGACGUCGGCAGAGAAGUGCUCCUCUACGUUCGUCACCGCAUCCUGGAGGCCAUGAGGGCCUCGGCUCAGGUGACCCCGGCCGAGCCGCCCGUCUUCCCCUAUGCCCGCAUCGUCUACACCUACUCGCUGAGCUUCCUCACAGAGGAACAUCUGGUUUACACGAUCGGAGAGAGCGCUGCUGUCGGAUCUGCAGGGGUGGUGCUUUGGGGCGACAGUACCUUCUCUAAAUCUAAGGCUUCUUGUGUUGCCGUCAAAUCCUUCAUCGAUGACACUUUAGGUCCUUAUCUGGUCAACGUGACGUCGGCUGCUGUCCUCUGCAGUCAGAGCCUGUGCUCCUCUCAGGGACGGUGCCAGAGGAAGGACUUAAAGUCCCGGAGCUACCUCCACCUCGAUCCCGCUGAGUGGAAGGUGGUGUCGGAGGAGAAACCGGGAGGAAGGAGAAACUACCAGGUUGUAGCACAGACGGGCACUCGGAAGGUUCAGCUCAGGAAGUCUGAGUUUCGGUGCAGGUGUUACCCUGGGUGGGGCGGUGAGGACUGCUCCAAGAGGCGUUAACAAAAAGAAAGAAAGAACAAAUAGCCCAUUUUUAUGUAGAUUUAUUAAUUAAUUUUUAUAUUUUAAGAGACAAAAAUACAGUUUAUGUCAUCAACAAGCUUUCUUAGCUCAGACCUUCAAACAAAAAUCAAAGAAAACACAAGAGUGGGUAUUUCCUUUUAAUGUAAGGUCUCCAAAAAUACCUCUUUUUAGUCCAUGUGCUCAUCGAGUCGGUAAAACACAGGACAUGUGAGCAUUUGUCAUAGAAAUAAAAUAGAGCACAUUUUUAACCACGGUGCAUGUCAAAUUUGCAGAAGUAAAAAAUGGAACAUUAUUGAGCUUCACUUCUGAGAAUGAUGAAAGCAGAAUAAGUGAACUAAAUGUGUUUCUUUGAGUUUCAUUGAAUUAAUUAAGAUACAUAAAUUGCAAACUGAGAUCUGCUGAUGUGGAAAUAUAGUGACCUUUUUGUUCUCACUUGAGUUUAAUGACAUGUCGUAAAACAGUGAAGCUUCUGAAUCACAUUUAGUGAACCAUGAUGUGAAACCUAAAGUCUCAAGCUUGUUACAUUUUAUAAAUUAGAAUAUUUGUUGUCUUACAAAUUAAAAAAAGACUUCUAUCUACUUCCUAACCAUAGCUAACUGUGCAGUCAGUCUCAUUUUGCAUCAACUCAUGCAAUAAUUUAAUCUAACAAUUUCUGCUUUAAACUAAAAGUUCAGUUCUAAAACACACACUUUUUUCAAAGCAUUACACACAAUUUUUGCAUUUUGGCUCAAAUGGCGCCAAAAUGCAAACAUGGCGCCAACCAUGUUUGU
Messenger RNA from Austrofundulus limnaeus, 2163 nucleotides. It is a transcript of the gene hyal1, whose product is annotated as hyaluronidase 1. Gene Ontology annotation, molecular function: hyalurononglucosaminidase activity. Gene Ontology annotation, biological process: hyaluronan catabolic process; carbohydrate metabolic process. The record is from RefSeq and is a predicted model, not a curated record. The transcript has 4 exons. The coding region runs from base 56 to 1372 and encodes 438 amino acids. Gene Ontology annotation, cellular component: cytoplasmic vesicle. Lineage: Eukaryota; Metazoa; Chordata; Actinopteri; Cyprinodontiformes; Rivulidae.